Messenger RNA from Babjeviella inositovora NRRL Y-12698, 303 nucleotides. Its product is annotated as KilA-N domain-containing protein. Gene Ontology annotation, cellular component: SBF transcription complex; MBF transcription complex. NCBI's taxonomy places the organism in Eukaryota, Fungi, Ascomycota, Pichiomycetes, Serinales. The annotation marks the transcript as partial. Gene Ontology annotation, molecular function: DNA binding; transcription regulator activity. The record is from RefSeq and is a predicted model, not a curated record. The transcript has a single exon.
AUGUCAACAGUUUACUCCGCCACGUACUCUGGCGUCCCCGUGUACGAGUUUCUCACGCCUGCGGGACUGAUCAUGCGCCGCCAGUCCGACGGCUGGGUUAACGCUACACACAUCCUCAAAGCAGCCGACUUCCCCAAAGCCCGUCGUACGCGUAUCCUUGAGCGCGACGUCCAGACGGGGGUACACGAAAAGAUUCAGGGAGGUUACGGGAAGUACCAGGGCACAUGGGUACCCCUCGCGCGCGGCCGCGAGAUCGCGCACGCAUACGCGGUUGCAGACAUUCUCGCACCUAUCUUCGACUUC